AUGAAAGCGUUCCUCCCAAUCUCGCCAGCUCUUCUCUACUGCUCUUUCUACGCCGUCUGCCUAUUCCUCCUCUCCUGUUACCACACCUGGAUGCGUUCGCCCAACGAGAUAUCAGAGAACAUGAUGAUGGUCACCAACUUCGUCGUCGGUCUCGAAUCUUCGAUUCUACGCGGAAAACGCGACGUGAAUAGCUACGUCUUCGUGUUGUGGGGCAUUUUGUGCCAGAUUUUGUUUUUUUUGACGUGCUAUCGGAUGUCAGAACUUGUGAUGAGAAUCUAUUGUGCACUGGUUGGAAAGGAGGACUCUGUGAGACCGGCGUUCUUGAAUUCGAUCGAGGAAGAUGUGCAAAUCGGUGGAAAUACGAAGAAAAAUGAUUAA
Molecule: messenger RNA, 378 nt
Organism: Caenorhabditis remanei
Lineage: Eukaryota; Metazoa; Nematoda; Chromadorea; Rhabditida; Rhabditidae
Exons: 1
Coding region: 1-378 (125 amino acids)
Source: RefSeq, a predicted model, not a curated record